Molecule: messenger RNA, 3108 nt
Organism: Knipowitschia caucasica
Lineage: Eukaryota; Metazoa; Chordata; Actinopteri; Gobiiformes; Gobiidae
Source: the annotation of a GenBank genome assembly
AUGAGCGUCGCGGUGGCGGAGGGCUGCUUUCUGUCCGCGCUGCAGCCAAACACCUCCUGCACCGCCUAUGCGCUUCCUUCGGACGGACCGAGACCAGACCAGGCGGCGAAAGCCCGCAGAGUCCAGGAGCAGGUCCGGAGGAGACUGGCCGAGAAGAGGUCCUCGUCCCUGACCCGCCUGGACGACUCCAUGCUCGGCUCAGCAGACUACAACUUCCACACGUCCAGGGGAUUUUCAGAAAACAAUGGAUUUAGCUCCCGGUCCAUGGUUAUGAAGCCCAGCAGAGUGAUGGCUGUCCCUACUGCCCCACUCCACUCCUCUGGGUUCUCGUCCCGCUCCGCCGUGGUAAGCAACUCCAAGAACAACCACAUCGGCACCAGCUCACUGCACACUUACCAGGCCACGCAGUCCCGCACUAGAAGCAGCCGCUCCAGGUCCUUCUGCCAAGCCGAUCAGGAAAUAUUCCCGCUCACAGUCCUACCCUCUCCGGAGAGCGCCAACCACACCCUCCCCACACCACCCCAGGGCAGCCUGCGUCGCAGCCUCAGCGGGACCCUCGCCCAGUCCAGAGGGCAGUGGCAGGAGGAAGAGGUGCCCUACCAGUACAUUUACAAAGGCCCGUCCCACCGCACCAUUAGCCGCAUUGCCAACAGACAGCAGCAGCAGCAGUACCAGCACAACUCAGGGUACGGGCAGGAGGGCUGGGUGGGCACAGGCAGAGGGGUGCACUCGCUGGGGGACGGCUGGGGUUCACAGUGGCAGCAGCAGCAGACAUCCAGGUCCAGCCACGGGUUCGGGACGGGACAGUACCAGGGCCUGAACCGGGCAGCCUCAGUGCGCAGCGUGAGGAGCGUGGGAAAAGGGGCGGAUGUGCUGGAUGGAGCAUCUAUACACAGCAAUGAUGCCUUAGGAGGCAUGCAGGGUUUGGACAUGGUCACAGCCGUCAAGUACAUCGCCGAGUCCGACAGUGCCUUACAAGUUUUAGGAGCGGCCUAUAUCCAACAUCAGUGUUACCACAGCAGUGAGGCUAAAGUUCAGGUUAGAACUUUACAAGGCAUUCCAGCUUUGGUUCAGCUCUUCUCUAGUGAUAACCAGGAAGUGCAGCGCUUCGCAACCGGUGCCACGCGAAACCUCAUCUACGAGAACUCGGACAACAAGGCGGCACUCAUAGAGGCCGGCGGAGUCACGCGUCUCAUCAACAUACUGGGAGAACCUGACGAGGAGCUGAGGAAAAACAUCACAGGUGUCUUAUGGAAUCUGUCAUCUCGAGAUAACCUGAAGGAAAAGCUGUCUAAAGAAGCUUUGUCGGAGUUGACGGAAAAAGUCAUGAUUCCUUUGUGCAGCAGUGUUCCACUCAGUCCUUCAGAGAGAGACAUCUUCUACAAUACCACUGGAUGUUUACGGAACCUGAGCUCUGUUAAUGAGAGAACGAGACAGAAGAUGAGAGAUAUGCGCGGCCUGGUGGAUUCUCUGGUGUCAUACAUUCAACAAGAGGAGAGGGCAAAUGACAAGGGUGUGGAGAAUUGCCUGUGCGUUCUGAGGAAUCUGUCCUAUCAGCUGUACUCGGAACUUCCUCCCACGGUUCAGCUCCGUCUGGAAGGCCCCAGAAGAUCAUCUGCCCACAGGGAGAUUGAGCCCAUUGGCUGUUUCACUCUCUACAACAGAAAGAACACAGAGGAAGAGCUGAUCCUGGAAAUUGUCUGUAAUCCGUUCUGUAGCCCCAAAAAGUUCCAUCACUCGUACCUGCGCAGCACAGUGGUCCUCAUUCUAGUGACUCUUAUGAUGAUGAUCAUCAUAGGUCUGGCCCAUGCUCUGGUGGUCUUCAGAGUGGUGGCGGCUCCGCUCUUGUCCGAGGGCGAAUGGGAGUUCAUGCGAGACCACGCCAACACUGUGGCCGUGAUGCUGGGCGCCGUGCUGCACUACCUCACCAUGCAGAUCAUGACCAGGGUCAACAGAUGGGUGUCUCUCAAGUUGUGUGAAAUAGAGAAAAUCAAUUCAUCUGCGGCAAGAGAGAGAAGUUUCACAGUCAAGAUGUUUACUUUCCAGUUCUUCACUCUCUUCUCCUCUCUGUUUUACGUGGCCUUCUUCCUGGGCAGGAUAAAUGGGCAUCCUGGAAGCUAUACAAGAAUUUCAACCUGGCGAUUAGAAGAGUGCCAUCCCAGUGGCUGUCUGACCGACCUGUUCAUCCAAAUGGCCGUCAUCAUGUUGCUCAAACAGACCCUCAACAACGUCUUUGAGUUCACCAUCCCAUGGGUGAAGAGUCUGAUCAGGAGGAAAGCCUCGAGGACCAUGAAGAGGAAAUGCGGCUACUGCUACAGAAAGGCCUGUAUCGACAGUCGAGGCCGCGUGGAGGCGUGUGACAUCUGCAAGCUACGCGAUUGGCUGAGGAACUACCAUCUGACCAACACGGACUCUUUCAGCCUCUUCAAUGAGUUCCUGGAGAUGGUGGUCCAGUUCAGUUUCACCACCAUAUUUGUGGCAGCGUUCCCUCUGGCUCCACUCUUGGCUCUCAUCAAUAACAUCAUUGAGAUACGACUCGAUGCGAUCAAGAUGGUGCGUCUGGAGCGACGUCUGGUGCCCAAGAAAACCAACGAUAUUGGUGUUUGGACUCAGGUGUUGGAGGCCAUCGGCGUGCUGGCCGUUAUCGCCAAUGGUCUGGUUAUCGGAAUUACGUCAGACUUUAUUCCACGUCUCGUCUAUCGCUACCGUUAUGGACCAUGUGCCACUGGGAAUUCAACCUCAAACUGCAUGUCUGGCUACAUCAACGACACGCUGUCCACGGCCUCCUGGUUCCAUGAGGACGUGCAGAGGGACUUCCAGCCCCAUCAGAUGACCACCGAGACGGGCAUCAACGUCACCCAGUGCAGUUACAGAGACUACCGCAACAAUGACGACUACUCUCUGACCUCUCAGUUCUGGCUGGUCCUCGCGGUGCGAUUCGCAUUCGUCAUCCUGUUUGAGCAUGUGGUGGUUGUGUGUAAAUUCAUAGCUGCCUGGUUUGUCCCUGACAAUCCCCUAAGAGUGAAGAAUAAGCGGCUCCAAGACAAACUGGCUCGGCUGAAAGAAGAGCUGCGGGAAAAAAACCGCCACCGAUCGACAGAGGUCUGA